AAGGAGCAAGCAACAGUUUGGAAGCCUUCGAAUGGAAGAAGAUUGGUUCCACUCUCAUGGGAAUACCAGUAAGUUUAGGGACCACCAACGGGGUUGACACGUUUCCACAAACAGUCAUGAAGAUAGCAGGACUUGAGCGAACGUUCUUCUUGAAAUUAACAUCUCCGGGGAUUGUUCGAGAUCUCGGAAGCGGACGUUGAUAAGGUUACAGCUGUACGUAGGUGUCUCCUAGAAAUGAGUACAUUUUUUGAAGAAAGUAAGUGUUUAUGUGAAAAUCGCAAUAUCGACUGAACGUGAAAGAGGAACAUUCGAGCCGUCUUAUUUCAUUCCCGUGACCGUUGGCGAUGACACUGAAUGUGCUGGCCGUGCUGAUUGGCAUCACGCUCUGCCAAAUGUCAAACGCUCAUAAGGUGAUCCACCUACCAAAAUGUUGUCCCCGAGUCGAUCAGAUCUUGGACAAUAACCAAAGAUGUGUCCAAAUUCCCGACCAUGUGUCAAGGAGAAAGCACAAACUUUUGGGCAAAUUGAAAGACGAGGUGUGCCGAAUACACAACGAAGAUCCCACCCAAAGUGAUAUUUGUUCCCAAAGAGUUGAGUUAAAAUGGACCACUGAUGAUUCCUCCCGAUCCAUGGACCCCAAAAUCUUGCGGUGUCCGAAGCGGAUGCAAUUCGAGUUCAACGUCAUAGAUGUGCGAGCUCAGGAUGGGAAAGUGUUUAUUCAAGGUCCAUCUGGUGCCAUUUGGGUGGAUCUAAAUGACAUACCAGGAUCUUGCAUCGAUAUGGCCAUUUUGCCUUUAGAACUAGUCGAAGGGCCCAUUCUUAGAGUGUGUUCGUCUUUGUUAAACGAUGAUAUCGCGACAGUUAGUGACCUAACGGGCGGGUCAGUGACCAAAUGUUGCCCUGUGGGACAAGUUUUAGACGCUCGGGACGAAUCUUGCGUUCCACUUCCGGUUCACUUGAAGGAAAUGAGUCAUGCCUGGUUGCCCAUUCGAAGCGUCAGGCAUCCUUCCACGGGAGCUAUGUACGCCCGCAGUUCACUCAAGAUCCUGGCACACCCCUUCCGAAAGGUUUGUCCUAACUCCCAGGUUCAAAUGGACGAGCCUGUAUUCAUUCUAUCGAAUGGAAAAGCCGUCAUUAGAGACCGCGACGCUUCCACAUUCACGCAUGUCAAUUACACGUGUGCGGACCGAUAUUUGAUUCGAACUUCCUCGGCGACAAGAGGGGUAAGGCAAGAGGGCAUUAGUGCUCUGACCACGUUUCGAUGCACCCACCCAUUUUCCUCGUCAAUUGAGCAAGGAAACAUGUGGAGCAAUGAUCCAAAUUCCAAGGCCAUUGAACAUGCCCCAGCUGCAUCUUCAUCCGUUUUGAUGGAAGUGUGUAAUGAAGCCCAUGAUCUCUGUAUCCCCAAGUGUUGUGCUUUGGACCAAGUCUUUCAUAGGACCUUGAGUAAGUGUAUACCACACCCCCAAAAUGGCUCCUUUGCGCCCAAGUUUCACCAGGACACUUAUCCACAUAACACACUAGACUCAAUUCCACACCAUUAUGUGCUGGAACGGCAAUUCUACUUUUUGAAUAACAAUGAGUGCAGCGAGAACAACUUUACCAACUUGGAAGAGAAGAACAUCUCAAUCAAGCUAUUGUCCAACGGCAUGAUCCAUGUGGAUGCACUUGAGGGGGCUUGGCGGUCCCAAUUCUGCGUGGACAACUUCUUCGACGAGGUAUCCAAUCAGGUCAAGUUCUCCGGAUUCAAGUGCAUUGACUCGUUGAGCGAUUACGUGGCCUCCGAGGACCUGACGCCUCCCACGGGCAAUCUAGAGAGUGCUUUCCGCUUGGUGUAUAUCAUUUGUGGUAGCUUCAGUGCGCUUUUCCUGGUGAUCACGGCGCUCAUCUACGUGUCUCUGCCUCAUUUGAGGAACCUCCACGGCAAAUUGGUGUUGUCCAAUGUGAUCUCGAUUUUCCUAACCACCUUGGUGUUACUCUUUCUCUUCAAUGUGGCGCCCCAAAGUAUGCAACCCGGUCCACAUUCUCCGAGACAUGCGGAAUUCCUUAUCUUCCUCAGCGACCGGGACUGCAAGCUUGUAGGCUACGCGGUCUACUACUUGGGCAUCUGUAUGUUCGUGUGGAUGACCAUCAUGUGCGUGGAUGCCUGCUGGACCUUUGCAAUGGCCAAGAUCCCAAAGAAACGCUCCGAGGGGUUUAUGUUUCUGAUUUAUUCUAUCAUAGGUUGGGGCUCACCUAUGUUGUUGACUUCUUUGCUCUUCGCUGUAGACUCAGGCAUGUUUGCCAUUCCAUUUUUGAGGGGAUCCAUGCCCAAUAUGGGCACAGACUCGUGUUUCUUGUCGAUGCAAGGGGUUCGAUAUUACUUCUAUAUUCCCGUGUUCCUCUUGCUCAUGGUGAAUGGCGUCAUGUUCGUGAUCACCUACCAUUCCAUUCGGAAAUCUUUGAAAUUCUCCAAGCAAGCCGGACUCAAGCGCAUUUCUACGGCCAAAGGCAGGGGAUCCCAUCGUGUGAUGACCGCUCUCCGUUGUGAUAGCAAUCGAUCCACCACCUCUCCCCGAACAACAAUAUCCACCACCACCACCACCACCACCACUAGCGCAACCACCACCAACAAAGUGGCUGACUUGUCACGCGAGGAAUUCAGCUUGUUCGUGAAACUCUUUGUCAUUAUGGGAUUGUCUUGGGCCCUGGAAAUAAUUCACAUCGAGCUUCAUGGGGACCACUCUGCUCCAGAUGGAUACUCCAAGACUGUUGAGGUCCUCUUCCGGAUUGGCGGCAUCUUCAACGUGUCUAGAGGCAUCUUCAUCUUCUUGGUCUUCAUUUGUAAGCGCUCAAUUUUGGUCUCGUUGGAAAAUCGCUAUCCUAAACUGCUGACCGCUUUCAAAUGGUGUUGUUGCUGUUGUUGUUUCCGACCCCAGAACGGACCGAGCAGCAACAAUUCGGUCACGUUAAUGGCUCGCACCAUGAUACCCUUGCAAGAUAACACUGAAUGCCUCACUUCCACGGGCCGACCUCGAACUUUGGGCAGCUUCGCCACGCCCAAUGAUUAUGACGAUGAGAGUAGUUUGCCGUUGGCCACGCCCACCUUUCACGACGAGGCACCUUCUUCGUUCUCCUCCUCGACUUCAUCCGAUCUGCGAUUAGCACUGGAAAUCGAGUCGCCCGGUACCAACAUACAACGCCACUCCUCGAAGGGACCAAAACCAUUAGCGAGUAUUAAAAGGUAUUCGUUUUUCCAUUCCAAAACCUCCGAUAAGAAGAGGAACAACAACAACAACCGGAAGAGUGUCCACAUCGUGGACAAUCAUCCCAAGCGGAGGUAUUCCACGACCAAAAAUCUCAAAGGGAGCAGUUUUAAGGCCUCCAGUUUGCUCUUGGAAGCAUGAAAAAGAUCUCUCUUAUGAACCAACUGAUUGUGUUAUUGUCAACGAUACCUUGGACGCUCUCUCUUGUCUCUCGAUUGACACUCAAAUUGAGAACAAAACUAUGGACACAGGUAUAUUUUAAAUAGAACUAUUUAUGUACUUCUUCUUCUAAUAAAUUUGACACUUGGCCAGGCACUUU
This is a messenger RNA of Tigriopus californicus, 3564 nucleotides long. RefSeq lists its product as uncharacterized. Gene Ontology annotation, biological process: cell surface receptor signaling pathway; G protein-coupled receptor signaling pathway. The transcript is spliced from 4 exons. The coding region runs from base 345 to 3386 and encodes 1013 amino acids. Gene Ontology annotation, cellular component: membrane. Lineage: Eukaryota; Metazoa; Arthropoda; Copepoda; Harpacticoida; Harpacticidae. The record is from RefSeq and is a predicted model, not a curated record. Gene Ontology annotation, molecular function: G protein-coupled receptor activity.